Molecule: messenger RNA, 1899 nt
Organism: Anastrepha obliqua
Lineage: Eukaryota; Metazoa; Arthropoda; Insecta; Diptera; Tephritidae
Exons: 3
Coding region: 71-1297 (408 amino acids)
Source: RefSeq, a predicted model, not a curated record
CAAACAAAGUUAAGACUGCCGCAAAAUAAUUUUGGUUCCGUUUAUUAUAUGAGCCAAUGAUUUUAUAAAAAUGGAUUUCGACGAUACUAUGGACUUAGUAAUAAUAAUUCUGCUACUAAAUGAAGCUCGCAAAUAUCUCGAUAUUAUAUCAAAUGGGCAUAGGCCUCAUACCCGCAAAGUGAACGAAAGUCGUAGACCAACAAGGAGGAGGAUUACUAGAAAUCCACAAGAUUGUGAAGGGGGAGAUACUUUGUUCGCCCAGUAUUUUGAUAAAAUAUGCCAGAGUGAUCCAGAAGGGUUCAGAUCUUCCGUACAUAUGUCUCAAGCCGCCUUUGAGUUACUUUUUAAUUUGGUGGAACUGGAUUUAUUUAAGUGCUCCAUGCGUCAGGGUAUUACACCAAAAUGUAGACUAUUUAUAACACUUUUGUAUUUAGCAAAUGGGAACUCCAAAAAAAUGCUGCCAUCAGCUUUCGAGUUGGGCUUGCCUUUUGUGCGUCGUAUUGUGAGCGAAACCUGUGAGGUGCUUUGGAACUCGCUAUCUGACACAUAUCUGCCAAUGAAACAGUCCGCGGAUUGGGUAGAGCUAUCGCGCCAGUUUGAAUCAAAAUUGGAAUUGCCUAACUGUGUUGGAGCUAUAGACACAAGAACAAUUGAAUUAAGUAGUCCAAACAAAAAAGGAAGAUAUUCUGUGGCCAUACUUGCAACUUGUGAUGCCAACUAUACCUUUACAGGCAUAGAUGCGGUUGUUUUUCGUCGCAAGGAUUAUGAUUAUACCUGGGGUUUAGAUUUCGCAGAUAAUCUUUUUGAGGGUGGACUAAAUUUACCUGAAGAUAAAAUCCUUCCUAAUAGUGAAAUCGAAUUUCCAUAUUAUUUUGUUGGCGAUAACGUGUGUCCACUAAAACCUCAUAUAAUGAGGCUUUAUCCAGGAAAGCCUCUCUCACAAAGACGUGAAAUUUUUAAUUCGCGAUUGGAUCGGGCACGUCAAGUGAUUGAUAAUGCAUUUGGUAUUUUGGCAGCUCGUUGGAGAAUUUUAGCAAAUCCAUUGAAUUUGUCGCCUCGUAAUAUGCAACAGGUUUUGAAAGCCACCUUACUGCUUCACAACUUUGCUCGGACCCAUGAUAGCACUUAUUGUCCUCCCGGAUAUGUGGACCGCUAUGAAGGUGAUACUCUCUUUCCUGGGGAUUGGCGUGACGAGAUUAUUCCUCUAGAGGAAACAAAGAGGUUUUACUCAAACAACGCUACACAAAGCGCUUAUAAAUUGCGCGACAGUUUAAGUGAAUACUUUGAAAAUAAUUAAAUUUUCUAAUUUUCAUUACCUUCAGUUUACCAAUAGUCUUUGUAAGAGUCAUAAAGUCUAGCAGGCAAUUUUUGUUGAACGUAACAAACGAAAAUGUUUCUAAUUAUUUAUAAAAAAAAAUCGUUAAAUAUUUUGUGCUUACUUUGAAUUAGAAAACUCUUUAGGUCUCACAUUAUUACUACAUCCUAUAUUUAACGAAAAUGUAUAGUAUUAAACCAUAUUUACAUAUAAGCGGAAGAUAUGCCUUAGCUGUGUACAAACGUAGUUUUAAGUAUUUUUUAUAAUUAAUUAUGCGAAAAAAAGAAUGUAUGCUGUGUGAAAAGUAAAUUUUUAAGUGGAUACAGAGAAAAUAUGAAAUGGACAAUGCAAUAUUCGGUCUUUUCCUUUCGACAAACAUAACACCAAUUCAAUCUUAAAUCGCUGGUUUUCCAAUCCGCAAAUACGGCAGUUUUGCUUAUUAAAAUGCGCCUCCUCAGUAAAUAUGAUUUUGCCUUCUGUUCAAUAAAAGCACUGUUUGGGCUAUACUACAUUGACUUUGAAAAUAAAUUUGCUAUAUUUUCCAACGAAAUGAAUCGUGGGCAACUUAAUCACAACCCAUUGCU